Messenger RNA from Cylicocyclus nassatus, 334 nucleotides. Lineage: Eukaryota; Metazoa; Nematoda; Chromadorea; Rhabditida; Strongylidae. The record is from the annotation of a GenBank genome assembly.
AUGUUUUCGUUCGUGUCCGUUGUUCUCCUUGUGGCUAUCAUUGCCCGCACGCAAGCGCUCGAAUGUUACCAAGGAACUGCAUCCGAUCAUCACUCAGUGACAAGUCGGCUGUGCCCACUCUCAGCGAAAUAUUGUCAUUCAAUCACUUCAAACUGGGCCCCAAGCAGAUACGGCGAGUACGGCUGUGGCUUCGGUUUAUGCAAGGAAAAAGGUUGCAGAACAAUUGCUUACAAUACUCGCACGAUAUGCUGCUGUGCUUCUGAUCGCUGCAAUAAAGGCUAAACAAAAGAGAUAUCUACAAUAAGCUGUACCAGUAUUUGGGCUAUUAUUUUCU